Molecule: messenger RNA, 3649 nt
Organism: Mauremys mutica (yellowpond turtle)
Lineage: Eukaryota; Metazoa; Chordata; Testudines; Geoemydidae
Gene: NPRL3
Product: NPR3 like, GATOR1 complex subunit
Exons: 15
Coding region: 64-1965 (633 amino acids)
Biological process (GO): negative regulation of TORC1 signaling; positive regulation of autophagy; cellular response to amino acid starvation
Cellular component (GO): GATOR1 complex
Source: RefSeq, a predicted model, not a curated record
CGCCCGGGGAGCUGUGAGGGAGGGGGGAGUGGCGGCUGCCUCGCGGGGAGCCGGCGCGGGGGGAUGGGCGAGAGUACCAGCCCCAUCAGCGUGAUCCUGGUGAGCUCGGGCAGCCGCGGCAACAAGCUGCUCUUCCGCUUCCCCUUCCAGCGGGGCCCGGAGCACCCGGCCGCCCAGGCCGGUAAGCCAAGGAGCCGAUAUGCUGUGAAUAGCACUAAUGACAACACAGAAGACCAAGAUGGAGACUCCAGAGAGCAAUGUCCUCUAACUGAUGAGCAAUUGGUUUCAGGAUUUUCAGAUGUCAUCCUGGCAACAAUUUUAGCUACCAAAUCAGAUAUGUGUGGCAAAAAAUUUGAGCUGAAGAUUGAUAAUGUCCGUUUUGUUGGCCAUCCUACCUUGCUGCAGCAUGCUCUUGGACAGGUAUCCAAAACUGAUCCAUCACCAAAGAGAGAGAUGCCCACCAUGAUUCUCUUUAAUGUUGUAUUUGCCUUAAGGGCCAACGCAGAUCCAUCGGUGAUCAACUGUUUACACAACCUCUCUCGUCGAAUUGCCAUAGUUCUGCAGCAUGAGGAGCGUCGUUGUCAGUACCUGACCAGAGAGGCCAAGCUGAUCCUAGCCAUUCAGGAUGAAGUGUCUGCCAUGUCAGAAACAGCAGAAGGUCCACAAUCACCUUUCCAUCACAUUCUACCCAAGUGCAAGCUGGCCAGAGACCUCAAGGAGGCUUAUGACAGUCUUUGUACUACAGGGGUGGUGCGAUUGCACAUCAACAACUGGCUUGAAGUGAGUUUCUGUCUGCCUCAUAAAAUCCAUUAUGUUGCAACAAGCUUUAUACCUCCUGAAGCGAUUGAAAGAAGCCUGAAAGCUAUUAGGCCUUACCAUGCCUUAUUACUACUGAAUGAUGAGAAAUCGUUGCUUAAUGAGCUCCCAUUGGACUGUUCCCCGGCCCUGGUGAGAGUGAUUAAAACUACCUCUGCUGUGAAGAAUCUGCAGCAGCUGGCUCAGGAUGCUGAUCUGGCAUUACUACAGGUUUUCCAGCUUGCUGCACAUCUGGUUUACUGGGGAAAAGCAAUUAUUGUCUAUCCACUGUGUGAAAACAACGUCUAUAUGCUGUCCCCCAAUGCCAGUGUUUGUCUUUACUCCCCUUUGGCAGAGGAAUUUUCCUGUCAGUUUCCUGGCCAUGAUUUGCCGUCUGUGCUUUCCAAGUUCUCUUUGCCAGUUUCCUUAUCAGAGUUCAAGAAUCCGCUAGCUCCGCCAGUACAGGAGACUCAGCUCAUACAGAUGGUAAUAUGGAUGCUCCAGCAUCGCCUUCUCAUCCAGCUCCACACGUAUGUCUGUCUGAUGGUGCCCCCGAAUGAGGAAGAUUUCCGAGCUCAAGAUGAAGAUAUGCCCUUCACUGCCAGAGUUGGAGGCAGAAGUUUAAGCACUCCCAAUGCUCUCAGCUUUGGCUCCCCAACCAGUAGUGAUGAUAUGACUCUCACAAGCCCUAGUAUGGAUAAUUCCAGUGCUGAGCUGAUACCUGGUGGUGACUCCCCAUUGAAUAAACGGAUGACUGAGAACCUGCUAGCGAGCUUGUCUGAACACGAGCGGGAAGCUAUCCUCAAUGUCCCUGCUGCACAGAAUCCUGAGGAUCUACGCAUGUUUGCAAGGCUGCUGCACUAUUUCCGAGGACGGCACCACUUGGAGGAGAUCAUGUAUAACGAGAACAUGCGCCGCUCCCAGCUGGUCAUGCUUUUUGACAAGUUUCGCAGCGUGCUGGUAGUGACCAAUCAUGAGGACCCUGUGAUUUCAGUCUUCCAGUCCCUCUUGAAAGCCUUGAUAAAGUCAGAGAUUUCAACUUUGGCAAACUCCCAGACAGAUACAGCCCAGACAGGUUUGGUUUAUGAUUGUUUCACUUCAGAUGGAGAUACAACAUCCUCAUUAGCAGUAACCACAGAGAUGGUUGAGAGAGUCCAGAGUUUUCUCUGAAGAAGCUGUGACAGCUGUUCUCUCUGUACAAUGUAGAUAGGAAAGCCCUAGGUCUUUGCUUAGGAUUCUAGUCCACUGCAGUUUGUUACAUAUGUUUGAAGUUUUCAGAAAUCUCAAUGAGGUUAGCAGAAGGGGCAAAUCCUUGACAGAAAGAGCUGAGGAACAAGAAAGGGAGGAAAAUCCCAGCAGGGUCAUCCCUCUCCUAAUUCAGAAAUUGAGCCAAGAUAUCCUCCGGGCCACAGAAGAACACCCCAAGAGGUGCACUGUGUAAUACUCUGUUUUGGAACAAGUACAUGCAGCGAUGGGAGACCACCUGCUUAAUAAAUCUUUACCAUAACUCAUAAGAUCUAAUGCCAACUCCAUAAACUGCAAAAACUGGUUUGAGGAGUCUCCAUCUUGGAAACUGCAGGCAGAAAACUUGCCUCUUUCUCCCCCAAUUGCUCCCAUUGCAGUUGGCAAAGACUGGUUCUUCUCCCCUUUCUGUAGUGUUUGUGAUGCCUACCAGCUCAUGCGAGUCCUGCAUACAUUUUGGAAAGAGAAAAAAAUCCCAACGAAGACAGUCCAUGCAAGUACUGAUAUACAAACAAAUAGGUGACAUGCACAACUGUUCAAAGUACCAAGGAAUCAAUCUGCUGUCCCACUGCAUGAGAACGUUAGCUGCAUUCACUGAACAGCGGAACCCAUUUUAGGAAAGGAGCAGUUUGACAGAUGGUAUGCGCAUCUCUAGACAGUGGAUUGAAAAGAAGCUGGAGGGAACAGUCGAGCAUGUUUGGGCUUUCCUUGAUUUGGAGAAAGCAGUCAAGGUACCUAGGAGACUGUGGGUGUCUUUGCUACAAUUCUUUGGGGUGCUGGAGGACCCUAUCUACAUGAUGAUGGGCUCGCAUGAGGGUUCCAUGACAAAAGUGCAGACACCUUUCAGCAUAAGAGAGAGUUUUGAGGUGAAGGUUUGGUUCCACGAGGGAUCAGCACUUAGUCCUUUACUAUCCAUAAUUGUAAUGGACUUUAUAAGUAAGCAAAUCCAAAUGGAAGAUGGUAAGGAGUUGAUAUAUGUAGAUGAUACUGUGCUGCUGGCUGAUAGUGAGGAAGAUUUGGUCCAGGCAACUAAUGCCUGGAACAAGGAACUAACAAACUAUGGCUUCAAAAUGGGUAAAGAAAAGGCUGAAGUCACGUGGGUGACUCACGUGGAACCAAGGCAGAUGAAUAUUGUGAUCGAAGGCCAGUGCCUAAGUCAGGUUUCUGCAUUAAGUAUGUUAAGGGCUGGUUAGUGGCAGCUGGAAAAGACUGAUCCAGUGCCCGACUCCAGCUAGCUGGAAAAAGGGGAAGACGACGAUGACAACGCUACAUCAAUUUGUGAUGUCAUAUUCCCCUUCCAUUAUUGUCUCUGGUGGAGAAAGGGAUUAGAGUAAAGAAAAAAUACCCCAGUCUAACAUUCUUAAGUUUUCCUUUUAUGCCUUCAUUUGUCUCCAUUAAGAAGGAAACGCUUCUGAGAAGCCAUUUGUGGUUAUUAUUUGGUGCUAAAUUUAAUAAGAUGCCCAAAGUCUCUAGAGAUCUUGGUUAAUGCAAGAGCGUGCUGUGACGAAGUGGGACUGUUCAUACUGGGGUCUGUGAAUGCUGGGUUGGUGCCUCAGUGCCCCUGGCAGUUCUUAAUAUCUAGGUGGUGAAUCAGGGUGUGUGAUUGCUGCAG